Messenger RNA from Patiria miniata (bat star), 2195 nucleotides. RefSeq names its product neuropeptides capa receptor-like. Lineage: Eukaryota; Metazoa; Echinodermata; Asteroidea; Valvatida; Asterinidae. Gene Ontology annotation, biological process: G protein-coupled receptor signaling pathway. Gene Ontology annotation, molecular function: G protein-coupled receptor activity. The record is from RefSeq and is a predicted model, not a curated record. Bases 301 to 1194 code for a protein of 297 amino acids. The transcript has 3 exons. Gene Ontology annotation, cellular component: membrane.
UUAUUACGCAUGGUGUGGCGAUUGGACUUAUGCAGUGAAGAGCCAUUGUGGUUUACACUGAAGGUGUUUUACUCAAUCAAUCAUGCGUGUCCAUUGGAUGUGCGGCAAGUCAACAACUUCAACUCACCAGAACGCCCAGUCUACUUGAACUGGUACGUAUUGUUGUUUUUCUUGCAAACUUUACACGCUCUUCGAAUGUAGAUGACGAUUAUGACCCAUCCCGGGUCACACAUCUGACUGCUUUGAAAAAAAAUCUAGUUUUCACGCGCUUGAUACGUCUUUCUGCAUCGAUCCCAUAACAUGAGUGAGGAGUUUAUCACUGGCGUGCGAUACGCCUUGACGGUGUGUGCCGUGGUGGCAGCCGUGGCCAACCUCCUGGUGUUAGUGGUCUUCGCUCGGACCAGCCGUCUCAGGAUGAAGUACUACGGCCUUCUCAUCAACCUGACAUUGGCUGACUUGUUCUACGCCGUCAUGGCCAUCGCCUUCACCUGGGGCGAGUCUGAUCUGCUCUUCCUGAUCUUCAUCUCCGGCUACUUCGUGGGCGUGUGGACGAUCCUUGCCGAGGCCGUCAACCGGUACCUGGCCCUGACCUUCGUGGACACGGCGCGCUACGACGAGCUGGUCACCAGGAACCGUUUGGUGGGGAUCUGCGCGCUGAUCUGGGUCGUCUCAUUUGCGGUCGAGAUCCUACCGGCAUACCUGGCUCACGAAGACGUUUACCACAUCAUUGAAGGAGUUGUUAAGCCUUUGGUCGUCUUCGCAUUCUGGCUGAUCACUGCUGGGCUUUACUUCGUCGUGUUCCGUAAGAUUCGACGUUACACCAUCCAUCUCGCGACCUCCAGCCCACCGCUGCAGAAGCCAACCGAGGACCAUCAGGUCCGUACUCGGUUGAGUCAGAUCCGUCGCUUGCUGGUCACCUUUAUGUUAAUUCUAGUCACCUCGUUCGUCUGCUGGAUGCCGUUCAGCGUGAUCCAGAUGGUCCAAUUCUUCCACGGAGAUCUGGAAAACCUAGAGGCAGCCUAUUGGAUGUCCGGUGCGAUCUACUGCCUGGCGCCCUUGAUCAACCCGUUCAUCUACUGGUUGCGGCUUGACGGUUUCAGAGAGGGUUGGCACCAGAUGUUCUGUGGAUGCUUCGAGAAGGAGUCCAGCCCAAACAUCGAAGCAGAAAACACCAUCUCCGAAACGGGCUUGUAGGAAAAAAAACCCUCUUUGAUAUCAAAGAAAACCCUUAGUACUAAGGGUGCAUCAAUACAAAUUGGCGCCAAUUUGUUUGGGAAGGGAGUCUCUAACGUUUAUUGAUUACAAUUUUAAUCCAUUAUUAAAGGACCUUUGUUCAAAUAGUAUUUAACAGCAGGAUCAUUGCUACAUUAUUCUUUUAAAUCACAAUUACGUUUGACUAGAAUUUGAGAAAACAUUUUGUGUGAGAGCGAAAGUUUAGAUUAUUUAACAACUAAACAAAUAUUUAAUAAAUUACAAUAUGGUGGAGAGGGUCAGAUUUUAAUUCAUAUUGGUAAUUAACAUUUGAAACUGAAUAGUAGUUGUGGUGUCUAGUAAUUUAAACUCACAUUAGUAAUGGAAGUUUUACAAUUUAUAAUUUGUACAAAUAUGGUAUUCCAGAUAGGCUAAUGGUUUUUCAAGCUAAAGUUGAGAAAGAAUUUCCUUUUUUUUCGAACUCGGCACACCUUUGUCUUCUUCAAAUGGUGUUCUAGCUCAGUUUGUGAAUUUUGUGAGUUUGUGAAAUUUUAAAUUUUCGUUUCAUAUUUUUGGUAAUAAUAAUUGGUGUCGGUGUUGAGCUGUGAAGUAUAUCUUUGAAUUGUUUUCAUUUUUUUUAAGCCGCGUUUGGUUGUUCAAAUUGACUUUGAAUCUUUUGUAAGCAUGAAAACACGCACCAGCAAUUACGCUGAAAUCAGAAACAAUAUACGCAACAUAAAUUCACUCCACAAAACAGACAAGUCAAGAAUUAUCAUAAAUGUUUCUCUUUAUUUAAAUUAUGUUUUCUUUUAACCCAAAAUGAAAACUAUUUCUUAAAGACGUUCAGUGAAUACCCUACUAGGCGAGAAACCCUAUUAGCAACAUCCCACUUAAUAUAACAAAUCCAUGUUCCUUUUUUCCCCCCGAGGAAAAACUAUUUCUGCAAAUCUUUUGAUUUUGGUUAUUUAUAUCUUAAAAGGUCACCAUAAAAGAAAAAAAAACCC